CACCGGACGACGUGGGUGAUAGCAGACAUUGGUGAUCAAAGGCCUCCCAGGUGGACUGCAGUACCGAGGCAGCCCCUCCGAAAUCAGGCGCAGACGCUGUCGCGGAGGCAGCAUUCAGCGAACCAGGACCCACAUCCACCCCUGCCUGCUAGGCAGCCUGCCAUCAUGCAGGCGGCCGCGAAGAACCUGAGCAGCAAACCGGCGACGACAGGCUCGCGCGCGCAGCACCACAUGAGCAUCUUCGACCUGAACGGUGAUGGGAAAGUCGACGCCGAGGACUUUCGGAUAGCGGCCGAGCGCGCGCACCUGGCCGGCAAGGAGAUGUCGACGUUCUGGUAUAGGGCGCCCAUCGCGAACCUGGUCUACGGCCUCCUGGACGGCGACCGGCCGCCGUCCCAAGAGAAUCUGAAGGCCGUGCUGAACGGCUACGCCCUCGUGGACGCGUUGCUCCUGACGAUCGUCAUGUCCAUGCCCAUGUCCAUGACCUUCGAGGAGAUCGAGCUCGCGCGGCUGCGGUUCGACGGCGUCGUGCGCUUCGAGUUCACGGACGAAAUCGAUUAUGACCGGCGCUACAACGACUGGGAGGGAGUCACGGGGAAGAGCAUGGUCGUGGGCUACGCGCGCUGGACGGUGGCGGCGGCCAUGUUGCUGGCGCUCUCGCUCUUCGCGGUCUUCAUGGUGCUCGGGCUCUGCGACCUCGUCUUGAGCGAGGUGCACCACCUGCACCGCGUGAACCGCGCGUGGUGGCGCUGGAUGCGCUACGUGCUCGUCACCAUCAUCAUCUUCACGAUGCUCGGCAGUGUCGCAUCGAUUUACGCGUUCUCCUACACGAUAUACUUCAAGUGGCCCGAUUAUUAUGUAGAGGCCCACGGCCGGCCGAACACGUGGAGCCCCUACGGCUUCGGGAACUGCUUCGUCUACGUGGCCAUCCUGCCGCUCUUCAUUGUUGUAUGUUUAUUAUCCGCGGCCACACGAUCCGCCUUCGACGCGAUGCAGGGCGACGUCGACGGGGACGGGAAGGUCGACGAGCGGGACAAGGCGCUGGCGGCGUCCGGGUACGACGACGCGACCGCAAAGGUCGCGCCGGAGAAGUAACUAUGGUGUAUAUU
Pelagomonas calceolata is the source of this 1109-nucleotide messenger RNA. The record is from the annotation of a GenBank genome assembly. NCBI's taxonomy places the organism in Eukaryota, Pelagophyceae, Pelagomonadales, Pelagomonadaceae.